UUGAGCACAUCAAUUUUAUAUCUCUCCCUCACAAUAACAAUGAAUGCUAUGAUUUCAACUCUCGUAGGUUUGCUAUGGCUAUCCAUCAUAGUAUUCAUCACACAUGGAAAACCACUCAACUUGCGAGAAAUCCCAAUUCCCAAAGAUCUAGCCCUAAAGCUUAGUCGUAACCCACAAAUUCUUUCUCAAGCCUCAACCGAUUAUGGCCACAUUAUUCAUGAAAAUCCCUUUGCAGUUUUGGAACCAACAUCAAUUAGUGAUAUUGCUAACUUGAUAAACUAUUCAAACUCUCUUCCUCACUCUUUUACCAUAUCCCCUAGAGGACAAGCACAUUCGGUUUUAGGACAAGCCAUGACACAAAAUGGAAUUGUUGUGAAUAUGACUCAACUCAAUUGGUAUAGAAAUGGGUCUGGAAUUGUAGUAUCUGAUUGUGAUGUGAAAAAUCCAUUAGGUUGUUAUGUUGAUGUGGGUGGAGAACAAUUGUGGAUUGAUGUUUUGAAUGCUACACUUAAGCAUGGACUCACACCUCUCUCUUGGACUGAUUACUUGUAUUUGUCUGUUGGUGGCACUCUCUCUAAUGCUGGAAUUGGGGGCCAAACUUUUAGAUUUGGACCACAAAUCUCCAAUGUUCUUGAAUUGGAUGUUAUUACAGGGCAAGGAAAUAUUGUGACAUGUUCACAAGAGAAGAACUCAGAGGUAUUUUAUGCCGUUCUUGGAGGACUAGGUCAAUUUGGAGUGAUAACCAGAGCAAGAAUACUUCUUGGACCUGCACCAACUAGGGUAAAGUGGUUGCGUCUAAUUUACAACGACUUUUCCGCAUUUUCCACAGAUCAAGAACAUUUAAUCUCAUUUGAUAGAAGAAAUGACUCCAAUGGAGCAGAUUAUGUUGAAGGCAUGCUUCUAUUGAACAAGCCACCAUUGAUUCUUUCCUUUUAUCCACCUUCUGAUCAUCCAAGGAUAACAUCCCUAGUAACUCAAUAUGGCAUCACCUAUGUCCUAGAGCUUGUCAAAUAUUAUGACACAAAUUCUCAAGCAAAUAUCACAGAGGAAGUUGACAAUUUGGUCAAAGGGUUAAAGUUUGUUCCAACGUUUAUGUUCCAAAAAGAUGUAACAUACGAGGAAUUUCUAGACAGAGUUCAUUCAGAAGAGUUAAUUCUUAGGUCAAAAGGACUUUGGGAUGUUCCUCAUCCUUGGUUGAAUAUGUUCAUACCAAAAUCUAGAAUCUCAGAUUUUAAUGAAGGUGUUUUCAAGGGUAUUAUUCUUAAGCAAAAUAUUUCUGCCGGAAUUGUCCUAGUCUACCCCAUGAACCGCAACAAGUGGGAUGAUAGGAUGUCUGCAAUUACACCAGAUGAAGAUGUGUUCUACACUUUAGCUCUUUUGCAUGCUGCAAAAGAAAUGGAUGAAGUGAAGACAUUUCAGGCUCAAAACCAUCAGAUAUUACAAUUUUGUAAUGAUGCUGGUAUUAAGGUCAAGGAAUAUCUUUCAGGAAACAAAACACAUCAAGAAUGGGUUGAACACUUUGGCGCUAAAUGGCAACAGUUUGAAGAGAGAAAAGCUAAAUUUGAUCCCAAAAGAAUAUUGUCACCUGGGCAAGGGAUUUUUCAGUAGACAAAGUGUUAGAUUUUAAUUUCCCGAUGUAAAUAAAUUAAUAAGA
Medicago truncatula (barrel medic) is the source of this 1654-nucleotide messenger RNA. Its product is annotated as cytokinin dehydrogenase 2. The coding region runs from base 40 to 1608 and encodes 522 amino acids. The record is from RefSeq and is a predicted model, not a curated record. Gene Ontology annotation, biological process: cytokinin metabolic process. Lineage: Eukaryota; Viridiplantae; Streptophyta; Magnoliopsida; Fabales; Fabaceae. The transcript is spliced from 5 exons. Gene Ontology annotation, molecular function: cytokinin dehydrogenase activity; FAD binding.